AUGUCAAACGGGAUAACCACGAAUAAUUCGGAGUUUAAACGUCCUGCACCGCCGACGACAUUUCAUUCCAGAUUUGGGUUUAAGUCACCGAACGUAGCUACUUCUGCGUUAAAUACAAAUAGUAGUAGCCGUUCUGUAAGCCCGAUAUCGACCGCUUCAUCAUCUUCCACCACCUCUGGAAUAAAACCAAAAGAACUGAAAAACGGACAAAUACAAUCAAAAACGAUCCCAUCAAACAAUAAAUUGGAAAUAACACGACCAACAAAAUCAUCAUCAAGUAAACAUAUAGCUCAGUCUUAUUCACCUUACAGUAAACAGACAAAUUCGAAUGAAAAACUAACUAACAAUCGUACAGAACCGCCAUCGUCAAAUAGUCGUACAACACUAAAGUCUAAUCGCGAUCUAGUCAAUAACAAGCAAAUUCCUCCACAACCACCCUCUUCAUUAACAUCAACAACAGCUGCGAAUUUCACGCGAUCAUCAAGAACUCCUUCUCGAAUAGUUCAUGAAACAAAUGUACCAUCAGUUUUAUCGCCCAGAACACCAUCAAAAACAAAUAUGGCUCGAGGUAUAUCACCAAAACCAGUGCGUCCUGUUCAGACACAGAUACAACAGCAACAAGAUGUUAGUUCGUUAAAAGACAAAGUAAAAGAACAAAAACGAAAAGACUUUUUUUCAAAACCUCCAGGUCUACCGAAACAAACUCCUGUAAAUGGUGUACAUAGCCAACGUCUGUUAGUCACUAACAAUAACGAACAUGUAGAUACUAUAGAUACGAACACGAAUUUUCAAUCAUUAACAUUAGACGAGAACGAUCAUAAUCAGAUUAUAGCAUCAAAUUCCGGUGAUGUGAAUAAAAAUCUUACUUCGCAACUUACAAUGAAACCAGUAUUAAUUACAACACAAAAUAGUCAUCAGUGCAACGAGCCCAAAUUAGCCAAUGCUGAAUCUCAACAGUCAUUUAUACCUCGAGGAAAGUCAUCUGAUUCAGCUUACGCUAGUCUUCAUAACAGUAUUUCUUCCACACAGCAACAAUCUCAAACUCCGAAUGUAGCAGCUCCUUUAACAUUAACAUUUGUUAAACCACGUACGAAUUCUAAUGUUAUUUCUCCACAAUCUAAUCGUGAUCGUCAUAUAAGUGCAUUAUCACUUGAUUCAUCGUCAGCCGUAUCGGAUUUAUUAAAUAACGAUAUUUUGGAAGAUGACAAUUGUUCAUUAAAAUCCGAUGAUUUAAUGUGUGAUUUUGAUGAUACGUUAACGAUGGAUUCAUCUCAAGUAUCGACAAAAAAUGAUCGAAUAAAUUCAUUUUCAUUGACUGAUCAACGACAACAUGAAAAUAAACAACUUGUGAAAGGAACGUCAACACCAACACCUAAUACGCUACAUAAUAAAUUGUAUGAUUAUUCAAUAGCGUCUAAUCUCUUACCAUCAUCAUCAAUUUCAAACAAUUCAUCGUCAUCGUUUGUACAACAUAAAUCAGUUAUUGAUGAUCGAAAAGAUAAACGAGCGUCAACAUCGGUUUUUUAUUCACCAAAAGAUAAUCGUGACGGUAGUUUAUUAGAAUCGUUAGAUGAAUUAACACGAUUAAAUGGAAGCCAUAAAAUUAUGACACGAUCCGUGUCUUUGAAACCUCCAAGUUCAUUACCACCAUUAGAGGAUGCUGAACAAAUUCCGAUGGAUAUUGAAUCAUAUCGACAAGUUAUGAAAGAUGUGACUGUGGUUAAAACCAUCCUUCAUCAAUUGGAUCGUCUUUUAAAACAAAAUGAUGUUGAUGUUAAUCCGUUAAUGAGUGAUUCUAUGAUCAAUUCUUUGUACGGCGGUGAUUUACAAUCAUCAACAAUAUCAAAUUCAAAAAGAACAUUAAACGAUGUUCGUUUAUCAUCAUCAACAGACGAUACGAAUAUACUAUACGAUGAUUUAUUAAAAGAAAUUGUCACAUUACGUAAGGAAAAAGAACAAGACAAAAAUACAAUAAGAUUAUUACAGGAACAAAUGAACAUUGUCUGGUACGAUUUUACCACACAUCAAGUUCGUCGACGAUGGAUAGGUCAUGAACAUGAUGUUGUCAAGGUAAUAUACGGACAAAAAACAGGUUUGAUUAUUUCGUCGUCACGUGAUAGGACAAUACGAUUUUGGUCAACAACGUCAGAUAAACCGUCAAAAAUACUCGAAGGACACGAAUUAGUUGUGACUGGUAUCGCUGUCAAUCCUGAUAAUACAACUCUGUGUAGUGGAAGUCGAGAUAACACCAUACGAUUUUGGGACACUGAUUCUGGAAGAAAUUUAAAAGUUCUCACGAUUGGUCGAAAUCUCAUUACCGACAUUCGUUGGUCUACUGAUGGAACUUGGAUAGCACAAACGGGAGAAGACAAAGAAAUCAAGAUAUACGAUGCUCGUACAAUGACUCAAGCCGUAUCAUUUCCGAAAAAACAGUAUAUCCAAACAUCCUGUGAUAUUUCUCAUGAUAAUCGGUUUUUGAUAUCUACCAGCAACGGUUUCAAUAACAGUGGUGCCGAAGUAUCGUUAUGGGAUGUUAGACAACGUCAAUUAUUAUCUGAAUUUAAUGGUCACACACAAACGGUAAAUUGUGCUCGAUUCGUUGAUCAUGAUCCUUCGUUGGCAAUAUCAUGUGGCAACGAUGGAAGAGUUGUUCUCUGGGAUAUUCAACGUUCAAUGGCAGUGUCGGAUUUAUUCAUUGAAAAUUCAGUUGCACUAUCAUCGAUUGCUGUGUUAACUGUACAGAGUUUUGCCACAUCUGGUCUCGAUGGUAAGUUGAAUUUAAUGCAACGCAAUAAUCGUCGUUUACAACUGAUCGAUCAAGUAUGA
Messenger RNA from Didymodactylos carnosus, 2826 nucleotides. NCBI's taxonomy places the organism in Eukaryota, Metazoa, Rotifera, Eurotatoria, Philodinida, Philodinidae. The record is from the annotation of a GenBank genome assembly.